This is a messenger RNA of Thamnophis sirtalis, 771 nucleotides long. Lineage: Eukaryota; Metazoa; Chordata; Lepidosauria; Squamata; Natricidae. The record is from RefSeq and is a predicted model, not a curated record.
GGCGGCGGGAGGAGGAGGAAGGAGGCAGCCUCGCUCGCUCGCUCCCUCCGCCGAGGCUCCCGGGGCUCCGCCGCGCUUGGAAGGCGCCUCCUGGGCAAAGUGGAAAGCCGGGCGAAGCCUUCUGGUCUUUGGCAUCCCUCCCCUUUGCAAGGUAUGAACCCCUCCUCUGCCUCGGAGAUGCGCCCCUAUGAAUGCAACCAGAAACACCAAUGCUUCUCAGCCAUGGAGCCGGGCCUAUCUUUGACAGGAGACUGGGAAGCCCCUGAGGAGGAAGAGGAGAAGGAGGAAGAAGAAGACAGCAGUCAGUUCUUGAAUGUGCACAUGCGCCGUCCACGGACCUUGAGAGGAUCCAGUCACACGUACGAUUCCUUCCGAAGGCAUAGUUGGGAGCCGGGGAAAGUAUUGGAAGAAGACACAGAUUUUGACCAGCGAAGCUUAAGUUUGAAGGAACUGGCACCUGAUGGACUUGACUCUACAGAGCAACUGGAUGGGCAUUCCUUGGGAAGGAGAGACCCCCAACGAGCCCCUAUUAUUCAUAGCAACAAUGAAAUGGGAUCCCUCUUUUCUCAGGAUGAAGAGGAUGAGGAUGGUCAGAGGAUGUCUCAGGUAAGUUUGCCAGAUUCCGGACAGACAAAUUUAGAGAGUAAAUUUCAUAGGAAUACGCAGAAAAAAGUACCAAGGAUCCCACAGUUCAGUGAUGAGUACAAAUAUUCUAUGUUUUGUGAUGAAUUAGUGCCGUGUAGCAGCCCUGUAUCUCAACAUGGAGGUUAA